AUGGGGCUUCUUGCACUGGGAACGCCUUUGGAGUGGUCAGAGGCCCGAAAGGCUGCCAAUCAUGUAAGAGACUGGGGGAUCGAGCAACUAUUGACCAUUUGGCGGAAUGCGAAGGGUAAGGAGAGAGAUGCGCUUUUGUGGGGAGACGAGAUCGAGUAUCUUGUUGUUGCUUUCGAGCAUGAUAGGAGAAGAGUCAGACUGUCGCUCUGUCAGGCAGAGAUCCUGAAAGCUCUCGCCAAGGAUGAGGCGCUGAGCAAGAGUGGUGGUUGUGUGUUUGAGUUACAGAAGUCAUCAAAACUCGGCCAGACCUUACCCACCUUCCAUCCAGAGUUUGGCCGUUUUAUGCUCGAGGCAACGCCGGGAAAACCUUGGAGUAUCAACCCUAAAGAUCUUCUAGAUGUUGAGCCAAACAUGAAAUGGAGGAGGAGAAUUGCCAAGGACCAUAUGGCUGAGAAUGAGUAUCCCAUCACCUUGACGACGUUUCCUCGAUUGGGCACAAAAGACGACUAUAUCAAGCCAUAUUUCCCACCUUCCGGACCCAUGUUGCGUUCCCAAUUCGUGCCAGACGAAAUUGCCAAUCCACACAUUCGGUUUCCUACUCUAGCGGCCAACAUUCGUAGUCGAAGAGGUAGAAAGGUGGAACUCAAUGUGCCUGUGUUCAAGGAUGAGAAGACUCCAUCGCCAUUCAAGGAUCCCACCGUGGAUUAUGACCUGCAUAGAUGGCCUGAAGAUGAUGACGUCCGUAAUGGCGCUGCUAAAGAUGGUCAUGUUUAUAUGGAUGCUAUGGCGUUCGGCAUGGGCAGCUGCUGUCUUCAGAUCACUUUCCAAGCCAAAAACAUCAUCGAAGGACGAAAGCUGUACGAUCAACUCAGCCCACUGGGACCGAUCAUGCUUGCAUUGACCGCAGCUACACCAAUCUACAAAGGAUUCCUGGUGGAUACCGACGUGCGAUGGAAUCAAAUCAGUCGAGCUGUUGACGAUCGAACACCCGAGGAGCUAGGAGAGAAGCCUCUCAAAGACGACCGAUGGCGCAUACCGAAAUCUCGAUAUGCAUCCAACAGCACUUACAUCUCGCAGGAUCCGAGAUUACGACCCGAGUAUAUGGAUCCAGACUUGAUUGUGGACGAACGACUGAAACAGAAGCUGCUGGACGGGGGAAUGGACGAUCUUCUGGCAACCCAUUUUGCUCACCUCUUCAUCCGGGAUCCACUCGUCAUUUUCGCCGAAGACCUCAAAGAGCUCGACCCAGAAGGUGCCAACCACUUCGAAAACCUCCAAUCCACCAACUGGCAACACAUGCGGUUUAAACCACCUCCCCCAGAUGCCGACAUCGGUUGGCGCGUCGAGUUCCGCAGCAUGGAGAUCCAAAUCACGGAUUUCGAAAACGCGGCAUUCAGCAUCUUCAUCGUCCUCAUCACCCGCGCCAUCCUUUCGUACGACCUCAACUUUUACAUCCCCAUCGCCCGCACGACAGAAAACAUGGAGACAGCACACCUUCGCGAUGCGGUCACGCAAGCCAAAUUCUGGUUCCGCAAAGACCCGUUACCGCAUCAUCGCAGCAGCCACGCCAGCCGCCUCAAUGGCAAUUCCACCGGUCUUCACUCUUCCUCGUCAACAACCUCGAUGAACAACGCAUCCGACACAUCAACCCCAAACCACACCCUUAGCCGCGCCCCUUCCCCCCACCCCCCGGCCCCGUCGAAGACGAAUACAGACUCAUGA
Messenger RNA from Endocarpon pusillum Z07020, 1722 nucleotides. Its product is annotated as Glutamate--cysteine ligase. Bases 1 to 1722 code for a protein of 573 amino acids. Gene Ontology annotation, molecular function: glutamate-cysteine ligase activity. Gene Ontology annotation, biological process: glutathione biosynthetic process. The transcript has 5 exons. Gene Ontology annotation, cellular component: glutamate-cysteine ligase complex. The record is from RefSeq and is a predicted model, not a curated record. Lineage: Eukaryota; Fungi; Ascomycota; Eurotiomycetes; Verrucariales; Verrucariaceae.